AGCCAAUGGGAGGGUUGAGUCCCCUCAGCCUUUCAGCCUCCCUGACAUCCACAGCGAGAAGUGAUGCAGCGCGACUGAGACGCGCAGUUGAGGUGGAACAACGGGCAACAAAAGCUGCAGUGAACGGAUACACUUGGCUCCGACGUGCGCCUUCACAACCCUGGGAAAAAAAAUCCUCCUAGAAUAAACUUCAUUAUAAGGUGCUGUUUGCCGCCCCAUGUGAGCCCGAGGAGCCUUUCCUGCUUCAGUAGAUUACAGCAUGUGGACUGAUCCAAUACUCUGACCAAAAAAACCUCUGGACACAGACCACUGAGGAGGGAGAAGAGCGCAGGGUGUGGUGGUGGUGGUGUGGCCAUGGAUAGAAGGAAAGUUUGCAUAUUGAUGGUGCUGUGGGUCAUGGCCCACCUCGGCUCUCCAGGAUACGGGCUCAGGGCCCUGCGGAGGACUACAGGGGGGCGGAGGGGGUCCGCGGGGCUGACGGGACAGGACGCCAAUGGAGUGCCGCUCAGGCGCUCCAAGCGAGGUUGGAUGUGGAACCAGUUCUUUUUGUUGGAGGAGUACACCGGGACAGACAUGCAGUAUGUCGGAAAGCUUCACUCAGAUUCUGAUCGAGGAGAUGGAAGCGUGAGGUACGUCCUCACAGGGGAGGGGGCCGGGAGCCUCUUCAAGAUAGACGAGAAGUCGGGGGACAUCCACGCCACCAAGAGGCUGGACCGGGAGGAGAAAGCCUACUACAUCCUCCACGCCAAAGCCGUAAACCGCUUCACCAACGAGGCGCUGGAGGGUCAGUCCGAGUUCAUCAUCAAGAUCCACGACAUCAACGACAACGAGCCUCGAUUCACCAAGGACCCGUACAUGGCCAGAGUCCCUGAAAUGUCUGACAUUGGCACCUCUGUUAUUCAGGUGACAGCCACGGACGCAGACGACGCCACGUACGGGAACAGCGCCAGGGUGGUGUACAGCAUCCUGGAGGGACAGCCGUACUUCUCUGUGGACCCAGAAACCGGCCUGAUCAAGACGGCGCUGCCCGGCAUGGACAGAGAAGUCAAGGAGAACUACCAGGUUGUGAUCCAGGCUAAAGACAUGGCCGGGCAGAUGGGCGGGCUCUCCGGCACCACCACAGUCAGCAUCACCCUCUCCGACGUCAACGACAACCCGCCACGCUUCACUAAGACCAUCUAUGAGUUCAGAGUGCCCGAGUCCACUGAGCUCGGGGCUCCGGUGGGCGUGCUCCGGGCCAUGGACGCCGACAUCGGCGAGAAUGCGGAGAUGGACUACAGGAUCAUCGGGAGCGACGGCCCCGGCAUGUUUGAUGUCACCACCAAUAGGAGCACGCAGGAGGGCGUCAUCGUGCUGAGGAAGCCUUUGGACUUUGAGAGGAAGCGACAGUACAUUCUCCGUAUUCAGGUGGAAAAUUCCCACAUCAACCCUCGCUUCUUCUCCGUGGGGCCCUUCAGGGACGAGGCCUCGGUCAAGAUCAUCGUAGAGGAUGUGGACGAGCCGCCGGUGUUCGAGCGUGCGAGCUACGUCAUGGAGGUGAAGGAGGACGCGGCCCGGGGCACCGUCAUCGGCUCCGUCAGCGCCUCCGAUCUCGAUGACAAAAGCAGCAUGGUCAGGUACUCUAUUGAUCGGCGCACCGACAUGGACAGAAUGUUCAACGUCCAUACAGGCAACGGGUCAGUGUUCAUCCUCAGGGAGCUGGACAGAGAAGAGAACGCCUGGCACAACAUCACCGUCACCGCCACAGAGUUCAACAACCCACGCCUGAUCAGCCGCGUGCCCGUUUACGUCAGAGUGCUGGACGUCAAUGACAACGCUCCGACAUUUGCCACCAAUUACGAGACCUUUGUGUGUGAGAACGCCAAGGCUAAUCAGAGGAUACAAACGGUCAGCGCCACAGAUCCUGACGAGCCUCUGGGAGGACACCGGUUCUUCUUCAGUCUGGCUCAGGAGGCUGCUGGGAAGGCCAACUUCUCCGUCCGUGAUAACAAAGACAACACGGCCUGGAUCCUGACGCGGAGGAACAGCUACCACAGCCUGCAGAAGAGCAUCUACCACGUGCCCGUGGUCAUCUCUGAUGCAGAGUUCCCGAUGCAGAGCAGCACCAACACGCUGACCAUCAGAGUGUGCACCUGCGACCGCGAGGGCAACAUGAAGCUGUGCAACGCCGAGGCUCUCACAGCGAGGGCGGGACUCAGCACCGGCGCCCUGGUGGCCAUUUUGCUUUGUGUCAUCAUUCUGCUCAUGAUCGUGGUGCUGUUUGCUGCCCUGAGGAGACAGAGGAAGAAGGAGCCUCUGAUCAUCUCCAAAGAGGACGUCAGAGACAACGUCGUCAGCUACAACGACGAAGGCGGCGGCGAGGAGGACACGCAGGCCUUUGAUAUCGGCACGCUGCGCAACCCGGAGGCCAUCGAGGAGAGCAAGCAGCGGCGGGACAUCGUCCCCGAGACCUUCUACCCUCCGGUCCGGCGGCCCGUGCUCCCCCCGAUGCGGGACAAUAACGGGGACGUGAGAGACUUCAUCAACCAGAGGCUCCAGGACAACGACAGCGACCCCACGGCGCCGCCGUACGACUCCCUGGCCACCUACGCCUACGAGGGGAACGGCUCCGUGGCGGAGUCCCUCAGCUCGCUGGAGUCGGUGACCACGGAGGGCGACCAGGACUACAACUACCUGAGCGAGUGGGGACCCCGGUUUAAAAAGCUGGCGGACAUGUACGGAGGAGACGACAGCGACAGGGAUUCCUAACGAGCGCCUGGCACACAGACAGGGAGAGAGAGAUCCAAUCAAAAAACACGUGUUUUAAAAAAACUUUUCGUGCAGUUCUGGUGCAUGCGUGGCGAGGAAAAAUGGCGCAAAAACGGACCAAGAAACGAGCCGUGCUGUACAAGUGCUCUUUCACCGCCACCGCUCACCAUUCAGUUGUCCCUCCGGUGACCAGACGUAGGCUUUGUAUGUCCAGUCAGUGUUAGUUGCGUUUUUUCGAGGGUGCAGUGAAAAGAAAAAACUUUGUGUCGAGACUUUUUUUGUGUGUAUACGGGGUGUACAUGAGGCCCAAAUAUAUCUAUACCGAUAUUUUCUUUUUUUUUUUUGUUCGUUUUUCCAAAGCUGCGUGUGAUGGACAUGUUCAACAAGCAGUUUUGUAAACCAACAGAUAUGCCUAUGUAUUUUUCAGUGUUUCUGGGACAAAAACAUGCUGCAUAUUGUGAGUUCUAUCUUAGCUUGUGUAUGUACGGUACUAUGAUACAAUACGCUGUACAGUUGUUUUUUUGUUUUUUUAAAGGAUUUCUAUCGUCCAUAACGACCCCCUCCUUUCAGCAAUGGCUGCCUCGCAUUAGCCACUUAUCCACAGUGGUGCUCGAGCCCAAAAAUGUUGGUGUCGGCACCAUUUCUCUAAUGAGAAAAUGAGAAAUCUCAACCGCAGAAGUGCGCAUUGUCAAAUUUGUGACAAGUGGCUAAUGUCCGUUAAAGCUUACACGAAGCUGUGGUGAAAGAAAGUGGAAAUUGUGGCCACAACAAACAUCCGCAAACACUCAUUUUAGCCAUUUUUGCAGUAUCUAAUUUUCAUCUCCACACAGCUUGAGCAUUUCCCUGUGAGGUGAGCCAAAUACCAAAUAUUUCCUUAUUGAGCUGAAUGUCUUCAGAACCAUUUUUCUCUGUGCAGCCAACUCUCCGGCUGAAAAAUGAAGUACACAGAAUAGUGUUACUUUCUAAGAUACAUUGAUAUAAAUUCACCAAUCUUAACGUGCACCAGAGGAAAAUACUGGUCUUGUUGGACUUUUUUUUUUUUUUUUUUGCUCAUAUCGACCACAGAAAUGUGUAAAUGUUCCCCUCUGUACAGCAUGGUGUAAGUCAAAGUCACAUUAACGCCCAGUGAUGAAACGAUGCCACGGAGCUUGAAACUACCAGAUAAAACGAAACAUCUCGUGGAAAGUUACCAUUAAAAUUCAUUAUGCAAUUUUAUUUUCCUCCCCUUAAAUGGUUCAUUUUAUCUGUUCGGGGAGAAAAACAGGUGAAGGAGCGUUUGAAUCAAUGUACCAAGAGGGAAUUAGAGGAAUUAUACACACGGAAAUCAUGGAAAAAAUUAUUAGACCCUUGUUUUCUUACAUUUCUUGUUCAUUUGUUUGGACAAAUAUGAUGAUAACAACAUAAAUAGCUCAUAAGAGUUUACUUUAAGAGCUGAUGAAAACAUUUUGCAUGUUUUUUUUUUUAUAAUGAUUUUGGUUAUUAUCAAGAAAACCAUGGACUUCCAUGAUUCAGACACUUAAGUCUGAUAGAAUCACUGGAGAACAAUAAACUAACACAAAACAAAUUCAUCUUUUUUUUGAUUGUUAUAAUUUCUCUCAUAAACACUUAAAGAAACUUUAAAAAAAAAGUAUUUAAAGUGGGAAAAAGAUCAGUAACAGUCAGUCAGAGAAACAUUUAGUCAGAUUCUCUUCAGAUAUUUAUGUUUGAUUUGAGGAGAAAGAGGAAAAAAUGUUACUUUAGGAAUGACAAAAAUAAGACAAAUUAUUGGAAAUAUAAACAAUUAAACAGAUCAAAAUGAUAAAAUCGGAACUUCUGACUUAAAUAGAAAUAUAACUUUAACUUAUCUCUAAAGGAUAACUCAGUAUUCCCUUAAAUGUACCUUUAGUUGGACCAAAUGAACAAGAAAUGAGAGAAAACAAGGGUGGUCUAAUCAUUUUUCCAUUAUUGUAAAGUGUUUAAACUCUGAUGCUUUGUUAUAUGAAGAAUACAGUCUUUACAGAUGGACAAUGUGAGUUGAAAGAGUUGCCUUAAAUUUGAGAAAAAGGCCUGAAGUCUUGAUUUAGGGGUCAGAUUCUAAAUGUACCACAUGGCUUACAGCAUUUAAAGUAAAUAUGAAAUAAGAGUUUUCCUUAAUUCUGUUUGAUGGACCUUUUGUGUCAGGAGAGAGGCUGUGCACAGUCGAAUGUAUGUUUUAGGAAAAUGUGCCAAAAAGCAAAGAACACCAGUAUUUUCCUUUUAAAAAAACUCUCCUAUUCCUGUCCACUGUCCCCUGCCCUUCAUUACAUGUGCUGUAUGCAGUGUUGAGCAUGAAGCCGGUCCAAGUGCUCACCCAACUGAUUUCCUGAGGGACGAGCAGCCUUUUUUCCAUAAAGGGGUUUUAUCAAGGGCCACCUGACCUUUGAGCGGUGUGGAAUAAGGCUCUUAAACACAGAGGUGUGUCCUCGGCUCGGAGAGAAGGGCAAAACAUUAUCCUGCAGCCAGAACACAAAGUUUUUAUUACGAAUUAGAAAAAAAUAAUAAAAAAAGCAAUACUAUCAAAGGACUUCAAGACCUCCCCGACUAUAAAUAAACAGUUAUGAAAUAAAGAGGGCUGCUUUAACUGGGAGGGCAGAGUGAUAAAGAAAAAAAGCGGGCCAGCUAAAACAAGCUCUGCCCUCACUUUAGCGAAAGGCCAAGCCGUGAA
Molecule: messenger RNA, 5431 nt
Organism: Centropristis striata (black sea bass)
Lineage: Eukaryota; Metazoa; Chordata; Actinopteri; Perciformes; Serranidae
Product: cadherin-10-like
Exons: 12
Coding region: 355-2748 (797 amino acids)
Biological process (GO): cell-cell junction assembly; homophilic cell-cell adhesion; multicellular organism development
Cellular component (GO): plasma membrane; adherens junction; catenin complex
Molecular function (GO): cadherin binding; calcium ion binding
Source: RefSeq, a predicted model, not a curated record